This is a messenger RNA of Eurypyga helias (sunbittern), 918 nucleotides long. RefSeq names its product ADP-ribosylation factor-like 6 interacting protein 1 (gene ARL6IP1). The transcript has 5 exons. The record is from RefSeq and is a predicted model, not a curated record. The annotation marks the transcript as partial. Lineage: Eukaryota; Metazoa; Chordata; Aves; Eurypygiformes; Eurypygidae.
CCACUUUGAGUGUGGGAAUUUCUUUGCUACUCUGGUUAGUAUUGAAGAGUUUUCUUCUCUUUUUGUGCAGGCUGCGGAAACCGCCAGCUUGGAGGAGCAGUUGCAAGGAUGGGGUGAAGUGAUUUUGAUAACAGAUAAAGUUCUUCGCUGGGAGAGAGCCUGGUUUCCUCUGGCACUGAUGAGCGUUGUUUCCUUCUCUUUUUUGAUGAUCUACUACUUGGACCCAUCAGUUCUCUCAGGCGUCUCCUGUUUUGUUAUGUUCCUCUGUUUGGCUGAUUAUCUUGUUCCUGCACUUGCCCCUAGAAUUUUUGGCUCUAAUAAAUGGACUACGGAACAGCAGCAAAGAUUUCAUGAGAUUUGCAGCAAUUUGGUAAAAUCUCGUCGCCGGAUUGUUGGCUGGUGGAAACGUCUCUUCACGCUGAAGGAGGAGAAGCCUAAAAUGUACUUCAUGACCAUGCUUUUUUCUCUUGCUGUGGUUGCCUGGGUUGGACAGCAAGUUCACAACCUCUUUCUCACCUAUCUUAUUGUAAGUUUCUUGUUGCUGUUCCCUGGACUAAAUCAGCAUGGGAUCAUUACCAAGUAUAUUGGAAUGGGGAAAAGGGAGAUAAACAAACUUCUGAAACACAAGGAAAAGAAAAAUGAAUGAAGAAUUAACUGCUGUUCACUCUUGUAAAAGGUGUCCUUGGGAACAGUUUUGAGAAAUAAUGUAUAUUUAAGACAAUAGAAAUUGUGUUGCUCACUGGCUUGUUUUUUUUAUUAGCUCCCUGGUGAAGUUAAAAUGUCACUCUAGUAGCUGCAGUGGGUGUGUCUCUCUUGCUGUGCUGACUAGGGUUCUGCAGCUGAUAUUACAUGAAAGAUCCUGCACUUCAAUGUACAGAGCUUAAGCGUCUUCACCAAACUCGGAGACCCCAUAAAUAC